This is a messenger RNA of Rhipicephalus microplus (southern cattle tick), 735 nucleotides long. RefSeq lists its product as uncharacterized. The record is from RefSeq and is a predicted model, not a curated record. NCBI's taxonomy places the organism in Eukaryota, Metazoa, Arthropoda, Arachnida, Ixodida, Ixodidae.
AUGUCUGUGCGCGUCUCUGUGGGAGGUGCUCGCCUUACGUCAGACGAACGGCUUGGCAUUCCAGAAGCAGUUCACGGCAUGCGUGCGCUGGGGCAACUUCUGGACCGCGUACAAGAGUACUGUCGUAGAAGAGAGCUUGGAAAAGAUGAAAAAGUGAAUGUAGUGUUAAAGCUUGUGGUUUCCCUCCUCGAGGAUAUUUCUAAGCAAGGCCUUCUGGAGGAUGAAAGAGUAGAAGCAAAAAUGUUUCUCAGGGAACAGUGCCAGCUCCUGAUGUGCCGAAGCAAAGGUGAACUGUUAAUUCCUUCAACUGUGUUUUACACUAUUUCUCCCCAAGGUUACAACUUUUUGCGAAGCAGUGGUAACAUCGUAUUGCCUCACCAUUCGACAAUUAAACGUGUAUGUGUCGCUCAUGAUAUGAGUCCUUUGAAGGAACAAAAUCAAGAAGGGCUCUUACGGAACAUGAAAAGAAGGGCCAGCCUACUGAAGUUGCAUGAAAGACAUGUCACGGUGAUGCUUGAUGAAAUACACUUGCAGCAAUUUUUUUACUACAAGGCAGGCAGGUUAACAGGAGCUUCUGUUAACAGCACUGAACCAGCGAAAACAGCACACGUUUUUAUGUUUCAGAGUUUACUGUCAGCAUUUAAAGAUGUAGCACACAUAUUACCAGUGUCUAAAAUUACAACUGAAGAACUACAUAACGUGCUAAGAGAAGUAAUAGUUAUUGUUGAGAAGUAA